Uloborus diversus is the source of this 1308-nucleotide messenger RNA. Its product is annotated as peroxisomal sarcosine oxidase-like. Gene Ontology annotation, molecular function: sarcosine oxidase activity; flavin adenine dinucleotide binding; L-pipecolate oxidase activity. The record is from RefSeq and is a predicted model, not a curated record. The transcript has 8 exons. NCBI's taxonomy places the organism in Eukaryota, Metazoa, Arthropoda, Arachnida, Araneae, Uloboridae. Gene Ontology annotation, cellular component: peroxisome. The coding region runs from base 59 to 1219 and encodes 386 amino acids.
CUCGGUCACUCCAGACUCGCGAAACCUUCCAUUAUAGAGUGGAGGAUUUUAUUUCAUCAUGGCCGGAAUGGUUAAGUUCAAUCACGUAGUGGUGGGAGCGGGAAUCGUUGGAUCAUGGACAGCACUGCAUCUGAGGAAUUUGGGGAAGAAAGUUCUAUUACUGGAGCAGUUUGGCGAGCCAAACACCAGAGCCAGCAGUCAUGGCCAAACCCGGCUUGUUCGAUCCAGCUACCCUGAACCGUUUUUCGCAGAGAUGAUGCCACACGCUAUAAAAAUGUGGGAAGAUUUAGAGAAAGAAACUAAAAAGGAACUCUUGCUGAAGGCGCCUACUCUCUGCGUAUCGGAGGAUCCCAAUAACGACGACUUCGUCAAAAGCAUAGAGAAUACGAGGCGCCUGUAUCCACAUCUCCUUGAGGAGUUAAAACCGGGAGAGAUCGGUUCCCGUUUUAACGGAAAGUUGAGGUACAGCGACUCGACUGGAGCUUUCAUCGAUAAAAGCGGUCGUGUGGUCAAGGCUGUUAAGUCUAGGCUUACAGUUCAGGGAUUGUUCAGAGAAAAAGGCGGAGAAAUGUGGGAGAACUGCGAAGUGCUGGGGAUCACGCCGCAAGGAGACCAAGUGGAGGUUGUGUGCCAGAAGGGGAAGGUGACAGCAGAGUCCGUGGUGGUUUGCGCCGGAACCUGGGCUAAGAAACUACUCACACCACACCUGGUGCCGGACAUACCUCUUCAGCCGAAUUUAGUAGGUGUCUAUUACUGGAAAGAAAAGGUGAAGGGUGCUUAUAGUCUCUCCUCUGGAUUCUCAACUUUUCUGGAUUUUGCCGAACCAAGCGUAUACUGCUUGCCUGGACACGAAUACCCUGGUCUAGUAAAGGUGUGCAUUCACAAGGGGACUCCAUGCAAUCCAGACGAGAGAGAUAGGACCGAUAUCGACAAAGAUUUGGAAGAAAUUCUCCGAAAGUAUGUGGAGGAUCACAUGCCUCUGUGUGACAGCUCGAAACCAGCCAUUGUAGAAAGGUGCAUGUACACGAUGACCCCAGAUGAAAUUUUUCUCGUUGAUUCUGUACCUGGCCACAAAAAUAUUGUUUUUGGAGCUGGAUUUUCAGGAACCGGAUUCAAAACAUCCCCUGCGAUUGGCAAAAUGUUGAGUCAGAUGGCAACUGGUGAAACCCCCUUUUUAGAUCCCUCUCCCUUCAGCCUAUCAAGAUUCAACAAGAAAUAGACGAUGGCAGAGAAUAUUGAUGGAUCUGAAGAAAUAUUGGAUCACUACAUUUGUAUUUUUAUUAAAAAAAAUCAAAUAAAGCAAUCUCA